Paramacrobiotus metropolitanus is the source of this 3163-nucleotide messenger RNA. Its product is annotated as autophagy-related protein 9A-like. Gene Ontology annotation, biological process: autophagy of mitochondrion; protein localization to phagophore assembly site. The record is from RefSeq and is a predicted model, not a curated record. Gene Ontology annotation, cellular component: autophagosome; phagophore assembly site. Bases 520 to 2874 code for a protein of 784 amino acids. The transcript has 5 exons. Lineage: Eukaryota; Metazoa; Tardigrada; Eutardigrada; Parachela; Macrobiotidae.
GUGCUCACUUGUCGUAUUUGUUUUGGACAGUUUGUCUGUUUGUAUCUAGUUAUACUAAGUCUUAUGUGUUUUAUACUACGUUUAUGUGGUACCUUCUUCGUUGUACUCCGUAUUAAAUUUAACUUUUGAUAGAACUACAAAAUUUUAGAGGCUUCGAAAAGUUUUAUAAUCGUUUUAGCAGACAGCACCAUUAGCCUUCCGAGAUGUGAAACUGCGACGGCAGAACUGUUUCACCUGACAGGAAUUUUAGGAUCGUCCAUUGACAUGAAACUGAAUGAUGUCACAUGAAUCCGUAUCGCAGGAUGGUACACAUCCUGGAGAAGAGUCAUGACAACAGUGAACAUUAACAUGACCGCUGAUUGCUCAUUUUUGGUGUAACUGGAGUGGGCCAUGCUCUUUAUGAUGAGCUUGUGAACAUGUACUAGCCUGUUCUGCACCCAGCUGAUGUAUUCCUGACCAAAACGGAUCUCACAGGAUUGGGACGCCCGUGUUUUUAUGUAAUAUCCAGUGAACGCGACCAUGGAUAAAGCGCCAAACACUUACCAAAGUAUGGACCCGAAACCACCAGUGUUCGAUUAUCCAUCGGGGCCGUCGUCGGGCUCACUCUUACAGCCUGAUGCUGCAGGAGGUGGUAUAGCUUUCUCAGUGCCUGCCGAGAAUCACAGAUCUUCCAGAUUUCAUCAUAUUGCCGAUUUGGACCGAUUUUUUAGCCGCGUUUAUCGCUAUCAUCAGCGCAAUGGCUAUUUCUGUAUGUUGCUACAGGAGAGUCUGGAGCUGAUUCAGCUGGCCUAUGUUGUGAUAUUCUCUACCUUUCUCUUGGAGUGUGUAGAAUUUGAAGUGCUCUUUGCCGACCGUCUGCCGAGUUCCUGGUUUAACAGCUCCAAACAGCUAAUUCACAAUUGUACAGUAUCGGAAAGUGGUGUGGUUGGCGGAUGUAAAGUGAAAUUCGCCGAUGCAGUGCUAUCCACGGAGCAGUGCCUAAAAAAUUUUAGUACGGGGAUUAUUGUUCUCAUAAUUGUUGCGGCAAUCUUCUGGUUCGCCCGAUUUGUUAAAGUGCUUAGCCAUGUGUUCAGCUAUGCCGAAACCAGGCGAUUCUACAGAAAUGCCUUGAAAAUCGAGGAUACUGAUCUCGCCAAUCUCACUUGGCACGAGGUUUUGCAGCGCUUACUUCAUGCGCAAAAGAUCCAUCAUAUGUGCAUCCAUAAACCGGAAUUAACGGAAUUAGAUGUGUACCACCGAAUUUUGCGAGUGGAAAACUAUCUGGUGGCUAUGAUUAACAAGAAUGUGAUUCCCGUUAGCUUUCGUGUUCCUUUUCUUGGAGAUGUGACGAUUUUCACGAAGAUCUACUUGAAGAACUUGGACUACAUUCUCUUCUGCCCAUAUGGUCUGGGUGCUCCGCUGGAGCAGAACUGGCAGCUGCGCGAAGAAUACAAACUCUACGGACGGCGAUUAGACGUAGCGGAGAAACUCCGAAAACGGAUUGAAUACAUAGCGUUGUUUAAUUUUGUCUGCAGUCCAUUUGUUCUGUUUUGGCGUAUAUUGUAUGCCUUCUUCGAUUAUGCGGACAUCGUCAAACGGGAUCCCGGAGCAUUGGGGGCUCGACGAUGGUCGUAUUAUGGACGAUACUUUCUGAGACAUUUCAACGAGGUCGAUCACGAGCUGGAUGCACGAUUGCGUCGGGCAUACAAACCCGCCACACAGUACAUGAAUAUUUUUACCUCACCGGCCUUGGUGAUUCUGGCCAAAAACAUGACGUUUAUAUUUGGAUCGCUGUUGGCGGUUUUGGUGAUUUGUGCUGUCAUUGACGAGGAUUUUCUCAAAGUAUCACAUGUGCUGACCAUCAUCACAGUUUUAGGUGUGACGGUUACUAUAUGCCGAGCGUGUAUUCCCGAUGAGAAUGCUGUCUUCAAUCCGGACGUUCUCCUGUCUGAAAUCGUCAGUGAAACUCACUACGCGCCAGAAACCUGGAAAGGUCGUGCUCACACCACCGACGUCCGCCACGACUUUUCCCAACUGUUCCAAUACCGUUUCGUUCACAUCUGCGAGGAACUUCUCAGUCCCAUUAUCACACCCUUUAUCUUAUUUUUCGCUCUGCGCAACCGUUGUCUGACUAUUGUGGAUUUCUUUCGCAACUUCACCGUGGAGUUGGUCGGUGUGGGCGAUGUGUGUUCCUUUGCGGAGAUGGACAUUCGCAAGCACGGUGACCCCGCCUGGGAGCCGGAUGACACCAUGCACGAAGAUCGUAUUGUAGACGGUGAGGAGUUUAAAGCGGAUUAUGGUAAAACGGAAUUGUCGCUCAUCCAUUUCAAACUGACCAAUCCGGAAUGGAAACCCACGAUGGAAGCGAUGUGGUUCAUGCAGAAGCUGCGGGAGCAGGUGGAGAAGGGUGUGCAGGAGUUGGCCCAGCCCAAUACGAACGUGGAGAAUAACUCGGUGUUGGCAUCGCUCAGCGCCUUGGGACCGCGUGUGCAGGGCAUCGUUGCGGCAUCGGUGCUGCGCGGCGGACCGGAAAUUUCUCGAGGUGGCGUGAACAGCCAGGAAGGAUCAUUGUCGGGUUCCGGGAAUGCCGGUCUACUGAACAGCGUGAUGGGCAGCGCCGGCGUCGCCACGCCACCCGCUGUCAGCGGAAUGGGCAGUGCGGCAUUGUCCCCGUUGGAGUUGACCACGGCGGAUAUGAGUUUUAGUGCGCUCUUCCUUCAUGAAAUCCAUCGGAAUCGGGUGAAAUCCCGAUUGGGGCAGUAUGGACGGAUUGGUGAAGAGGAAGAGCCCGAAGAUGCGUCCACGCGACCGGCUGGGUCCAGUUCCGCACGCAGUAGUGUGAGAAUGUAUGAUGAGGAAGAGGAGGGAAUGCCGUUGCUGAACUUGAAGAAAUAGUGAUCUACAGCUGUUCCUCCCUGUUUGGAGUGUUGGACUUUUCUAGUCUUACUAAAUUUGGGUUACUUAUCGAUUCUGGCUUUUGGUGGUUGUUGUACUACCUUCCGUUUUAUGACAUUUUCGUGUGCUUUUAAUUUUUGUUUGGACAGGACGGAAUCCGCAUUUUGUUGGUCAGGAUACUACUUUGGUGGGUUUUUAAUGGUUUACCUUUUAGUUGUGGUUGGAAGUCCGUUUAAUAACUCUGGGUGUACGUGUACAAACAAAUGAACAAUAUACGAAUUCGUUUGGA